AGGGGAGGGGGCUGAUCUCCCCCCCUGCAAACUCCCCCACCCCGCCUCGCCUGGCAAGUCGAUGGGAGCCCUGGAUCCAGCCUCCGGAGCUAGCAGCCCCGCGCUCACCAUGCUGAAUGGCACCGACAGCCAAAGUUUUGCCAAGGAGCCGCUGGAUCUGCAGGGGGCCAAGGAGCCGGCCGAGCUGAAGAUGGGCGUCCCGGAGCGGUUCUACUUCCCCGACGCCCCGGCUCCGGAGGGCUGCUCGCUGAGCCUGCCCUACAGCCCCCCGAUGGUCCCCGGGGGCUUCACCGGGGGCGCCCCGGCCACCGGCCGCUUCCUCAGCCCGGCCCUGAACAGCUGCUCCGCCUACAGAGCCCAGCCGCCGCCCGCCGCCACCCAGCCAGGCAGCCACGGCUUCGGGCUGCCUCCCGGCGAGCUCUACCCGGGCGGCGGCGAGCUCUACCCGAGCCCGGCGGCGGGGGAAGGCUGCUACCCGGGCGCCGUGCAACACGUGUUCCCCCGGGGCCCGCUGUACCCGGUGCCCGGCUACCAGCUCGCCGGCAAGGUCCAGGUGAUGCUCAACAACUACCCGCUCUGGGCCAAAUUCCACAAGCACCAGACCGAGAUGAUCAUCACCAAGCAGGGCAGGCGGAUGUUCCCAUUUCUCAGCUUUAACCUCUCCGGGCUGGACCCCGUGGCUCACUACAGGGUCUGCGUGGACAUCGUCCUGGUGGAUCAGCACCACUGGAGGUACCAAGGCGGGAAGUGGGUCCAGUGCGGCAAGGCCGAGGGGAAUAUGCCAGGUAACCGGCUGUACAUCCACCCCGACUCGCCCAACACUGGGGCCCACUGGAUGCGCCAAGAGGUCUCGUUCGGAAAACUCAAGCUCACCAAUAACAAAGGGGCGUCCAAUAACAUCACACAGAUGAUCGUGCUGCAGUCACUGCACAAGUACCAACCACGGCUGCACGUGAUGGAGGUGAAGGAGGGGGAAGGGGAUGAGGCCUACCCCUCCGGCAACACCCAGAGCUUCAUCUUCCCGGAGACGCAGUUCAUCGCCGUCACAGCCUACCAGAACGCUGACAUCACUCAGCUGAAAAUCGACCACAACCCCUUUGCCAAAGGCUUCCGGGACAACUUCGACUCGAUGUACACGACGGCAGAGGGCGACCGCGUGACCCCAUCCCCGCCUGACGCCACCAGCUGCCAGCAGCUCCUGCCCGGCAGCCGCUUCCCAUCCUUCCUGCACGAGCAGUACCCACUGCCCCAGAGCCGCUACUACAACGGGGAGCCGCUGCAGCACAAGGAUCCCCCCCGCUGGUACUUCACCUCCCAGCAGCCCCCCACCGCCCCCCUGGAUUACAGCGCCUACGAGGGUAGCUACAGCGGGAACAAGUACAUGCCCUUCGGCGUGAAGGCCUUCCCCCUGCCAGCCUCGCCCCACGCCACGCUGCCCUACUACCAGGAGCCCCACCCCUUUGGCUCGCCGUCUGCCACCUGGCAGCCACCCGCCAAGCCCAGCCCCGGGGCGCUGGGCUGGUUCCGGCCCGUGCGGGAUAUCAGGCCCCUGCCCGCUGGCGAGGAGAAGGGGAAGGACGCGGAGGGCUGGGCCGAGCCAGCCUCGGUCAAGUCGGUGGACUCCUCGGACUCAGGCCUGUUCGAGGCGGAGUGCAAGCGGCGCCGGGUGUCGCCCUACGCUUCCAGCGCCGAGAGCUCGCCCCCCGCCCGCAACGGGGACCUGUACGACAAGGACGGGGGCGCCGACCCCGGCUACUACGGGUUCUAUGGCAACUGAGGGGGGCAGGGAGGGAGUGUUUUCCUGGUGCUGAUGGGCUGGAGCUCCCCUGCCCCCCAAAUCAUAUCAGGUGUCCCCUGGGAAAGGGUGUAACGGUGGGGCGGGGGGGGCAGUUGCUGCAGACAGGCGCAGCAGAGGAGGUGAAGGUGGGGGAGGGGGGGAAGUUUCUGUGGGUGACUUCACCCCCCGCCCCCCAGGUGCACAGUUCAAGCCCUGCCCACACAAAUGUUACAGGUUGUUGGUGUGUGUGUGUGUGCGCGCAAGGCUGGGCCCUGCUGGCCCAUGUUUGUGCAUUGCCACGUGUGCCCUCCUGUGCCAGUGUGUGCAGUCGCACAUAGGGGGAGGAGGCAGCCACAGAGGUGCUCACACCCCUGUGCAUUUACACACUGACCCAUGCCCCAGUCGCACACGAGCACAUGGCUGCACUGUUGCACGUGCCUAUUCACCUGCAGCAGUUGCACAUAUACGGGGGGGGGCUCACACGUGAGAGAAAACUGCGCACACCUGUGUGCAUGGGCGUGCUUCUUCAUUGGUGUCCUGACACACUCCCCCUCUAUUAAAUUAGGCAAACACCCAACAAGGGCACCCCCUGCCUCCCCCAAAGCACCAUCAAUGCUGUUACCCUGCAGCCAGCCAGGAGCAGCAGCGGGUGAGAGCAGCAGGUCUGGCCUGACCCUGCUUAUCACUGACGCCCAGAGUGCCUGUCCUGCCAACCAUCCCGCCCCCCCCACCCCCCACCAGGCCAGGGUGGGCUGGGCACAGGGGCACAUUAUGUCUCCUCCCCCCGUUGCUCGCUGCUGCCCUCCAGUGGGGACCAGUGAUGGCGGGAGCACCCUCCUAGCAGCCUCAUUUCCCCCCAUUGCAGCAGGCACCUUCCGCCCCUCCCCCUCCUCCCUCCAAGCGUGCUGAGGGUUCAGGUGUGACGGAGGCCUGGUCCGUGCCCAGUGCAGCCCCCUGCAAGCAGGUGCCAAACCACGCGGGUGAUCGAGGCUGCUCCCCUCUCGCUCUGCGGUGUCUAGCUGGAGGGGGCAUCAGCCAGAAAUAUUCAUGGAUCUUGCAGAGGAGGGCAGGGCAGCCCUAUGUGAACCAGACCCCUCCCUUUGCACCCCAGCUCCUGGCCUUCCGGGGGACUCUGUUCUUCAGUUCCCAAACAG
Messenger RNA from Chelonoidis abingdonii (Abingdon island giant tortoise), 2931 nucleotides. It is a transcript of the gene TBX21, whose product is annotated as T-box transcription factor 21. Gene Ontology annotation, biological process: positive regulation of DNA-templated transcription; lymphocyte migration; regulation of transcription by RNA polymerase II. The record is from RefSeq and is a predicted model, not a curated record. NCBI's taxonomy places the organism in Eukaryota, Metazoa, Chordata, Testudines, Testudinidae. Gene Ontology annotation, molecular function: RNA polymerase II cis-regulatory region sequence-specific DNA binding; DNA-binding transcription factor activity, RNA polymerase II-specific. Gene Ontology annotation, cellular component: nucleus; chromatin.